Messenger RNA from Medioppia subpectinata, 1886 nucleotides. NCBI's taxonomy places the organism in Eukaryota, Metazoa, Arthropoda, Arachnida, Sarcoptiformes, Oppiidae. The record is from the annotation of a GenBank genome assembly.
GAAUGGAAACACAGAUUGAGUCCAUUGUCUAACAGAACACACGAUUCAAUCCAUACAUCAAUUGAUCCCAAACUGAUCGCACAAUCAACACAUCGAUGACAUCCUAUCCAUCACUUCCAAUGGUUCCGGCGCUGUCUGUGGGCUGUCUCAAGCGUAUUAUCAAGUCUACGGGUCCGCCCACCGCCGCUGACGUCCGCCAAUCGGUUGUCCAGAUUCUUGGGACCAAACGGGUGGCCAACGGAUCCAUUCGUUGCAUACUAUGGGAUGGCGUCGACUCUUAUAAGAUGUCUAUCAUUAAGCAGUCGCCCGAAAAUGACGCCAAAAUGGCGUCCAAUCAGUUCCAGACCUAUUCGGUCGUCCGACUCAUCAACUAUUGGGUGUCCACUAUAGGCGCCAACGACGCGGAAGUGCUGGUCAUCAGCCAAUUGGAGACACUGAUGACAGGUUCGCAAAUCAACUGUAAGCUUGACGUCGGGCCGCAGCCGACGGCCGCCCCUUUGCCACCGCCGGCCAACACUUGCGAUAACCAAAACAAUAUGAAUAACGCGAAUAACGAGGCGUCGAUCGACACGUCGAAAGUGUGUCCAAUUCUGGCCAUAACUCCGUUCUUCAACGCGUGGCUAAUAAGGGCUCGAGUGGUGUCGAAGACAGCCGUCAGGACUUAUAAGGGACGCGACGGUAAAGCCGACGGACGGCUCUUCUCUUUCGAUGUGGCGGACGAUUCGGCGGACAUUCGGUUCACGGCAUUCAACAAAGAGUGCGACAAAUACUUCGAUAUCAUUGAAAAGGAUAUGAAUUAUUACUUCCAAAGAGGAAGCGUUAAGUCCGCGAACAGAAAGUAUUCAAACCUUAAAUCCGAUUACGAAAUCACUUUGAAUGCCGACUCAGUUGUGGUGCUGUGUAAUGAGGCGAUGGCAGCGCCGCCCGUGCGCUUCCGCUUCACCGCAAUCGCUCAAUUGGAAGGUCAGGCCGUCGGCGAUCUCGUGGACGUCAUCGGUGUUGUACGCAAUGUGGGAACCAUUCAGACGAUUGUGGCGAAGAAGACAAGCAUUGAAUACCGCAAACGUGACGUUUCUAUAGUUGACAAGACGUUGGCUGAGGUUAGGCUCACUCUAUGGAGUGAAGAGGCCGACGGGUUCUGUGGCGUUGCCGGACAAGUGAUGGCCAUUAAAAACGCAAUCGUCGGCGAGUUUAACGGCAAAACACUGAAAUGCGCGGCCAAUGCGACCACUGAUUUGGAUCCAGACUUACCCGAAGCCCAUAUAUUGAAGGGUUGGUACGACCGAGAGAUGGCCGGCGGCGGCCUUAAAGACAUUCGAGCGCUGAGCAAAGGCAGUGACGGCAACGGCGGCGCAAAUGAGACCAAAUAUUUGUGUCAAAUUAACGAAGAAUCUGUACCCGAAGGCCAGACAGUGUACUAUAAUUGUAAGGCCACUGUUGUGGCCACCAAUCGGUCGGAGCGACACAUGUAUAAGUCGUGCGCAAACACCGGCUGCUCGAAGAAAGUGCGCGAAGAAAACAAUUUCUAUUAUUGCGAGAAAUGUAAACACAAUUCACCUCAGUUUGAGUGGCGGCUUAUGAUCUCGUUGUCGCUCAACGACCCCACGGGUGACCAUUGGGUGACCGCUUUCCAAGAGGUGGCCGAAAAGAUUACGGGCAAACCGGUGGCCGAACUGUCGGCCCUAUACGAGUCGAGUCCCGAUGAAUACCAGUCGUUGAUAACAUCGACACUAUAUUUCAAGACAUUUGUAUUCCGAAUCGGUUCCCGAAUCGAUGUGUAUAACGACGAGCGUCGCGUGAAGUCGACGUGUUUCGCGGCCACACCUUUGGAUCCGAUACAGCGCUCCAAAGAGUUGAUUGAAUUCAUAAAGUCUUCGAUCAACUGA